UUUAUAGCAAACUCAUUUAAUACAGAGUUUUUUAAUAAACAAAAUUAAUGGUUCCUGCAUUGUAAUGGGAAUACUUGGACUUUUACCCCUUCUAAAAGACAUUCAAGUAAAAACAUCAAUUUCAAGUUUCAAAGGACAAACAGUUGGAAUUGAUGCAUAUUGUUGGUUGCAUAAAGGUACUUAUGGAUGUGCAAAAGACGUUGUUUUGGGGCAACCUACUAAAGUUUAUAUUCAAUAUGUUAUGCGAAGGGUCAACAUGCUUAUCAACUAUGAUAUAACGCCAAUACUUGUUUUUGAUGGUGGACAUUUACCUGCAAAAUCAGAGAAAGAAAAAGAAAGAAGGGAAAAACGUAUAGAAUACCGAGCACGAGCAUUAGAAGCACUAAGAAAUGGCAAUUCAAAAGAAGCAUUUGAAAGUUUUCAAAAAUGUUGUGAUAUCACACCAGAGAUGGCUGCUAAUGUAAUUCAGGCUUGCUUUGAGAUGAAUGUUCAAUGUAUUGUGGCUCCUUAUGAAGCAGAUGCUCAGCUUGCUUUUCUGAUGAAAAGUGGAAUUACGCAACUUACUAUUUCUGAAGAUUCUGAUUUGUUAUUAUAUGGGUGUAACAAGGUUUUAUAUAAGAUGUCUUCUGAAGGUGAUGGAAUGCUUGUUGAUAUUGACAACCUGUCAAAAGUUCGCUCUGUGCAGCUAUCUUCUUUUACUUUGGAUAACUUUCGUCAAAUGUGUAUGCUUUCUGGCUGUGAUUAUCUUCCAUCAAUUAAAGGUAUGGGACUAAAGAAAGCACAUCAAGCUCUGAAAAGACAUUCUAAUAUUAAACAGUGUAUACGUUCUUUCAAAUGUAAUCCACAGUACUCUGUACCAGAUGAAUAUGAAGAUAAUUUUCGUAAAGCUGAGCUAGUGUUUAAAUAUCAGUUGGUAUUUGAUCCUAUUCGUAAAUGUAUUGUCCCUCUUAAUGAACCUGAUGAAGAAUUAAAUAUUGAAGACACUCAUUAUUGUGGACCUAAAAUUACAGAUGAUCUGGCGUUAAACAUUGCUUUGGGUAAUAUUGAUCCUAUCAGUCACAAAAGACUUUUAAAUUUGACAGAUUUUGCUUCGGGUCCUGCAAAAAAAGUUACUCACCUUUAUCAGAAUUUUGACUCACAACAACAAUGGCUUGCAGCAUCUAAAGGUGAAUCAACUAUCCAAAAAAAAAACAUCAACAGUUCUAAAUUAAGAACACAAGAGAACAAGCCCAAAGAUUCUUUAUUUGGUCUUCCAAACAAAUCAACAACCAAAAGUUUAAAUCAAAAUAAAUGCAUUGUAGAAAAUGAUGAUUUAAGUUUAUCAAAAGAAUGCACUAUGAAGAUAGAAGCUAGUAAAUCUUUAAAGAGAUUAAGAAGUCCUGGAGAAAGUCCAAUAGAAAAAGAUAAAUGGUCGAUGUUGUAUGAAAAAGAUCUUGUAGAAAAUCAUGUUCAUCACCACAGUGUUUUCAAUUCUAAGAAAAACAUGCAUAAAUUCAAAAAUCCAUUUAGACAGGACAGCUACAAUUGUCAAUUGACAAAAAGCAGAUAUUUUAGUUCAAAUGCUCAAGAAACAGUUGAUAAGAAACAAAAGCUUGCAGAACCACUUUUAUUUGAAAGUGAUUCUUGUGAUAGUCUUUCGUGCAAAAGCUGUUCUUGUAAUAUCUUGUCCUCUAAUAGUCAGUCUUGCGAUAGCUGUUCUUGUGAUAUCUUGUCUUCUAAUAGUCAGUCCUACAGUAGCUGUUCUUCAAAUAGCCAGUCUUGUGAAACAAUGAUAGAAAAAGGAAUUGAGUUAAAUACAUCACAAGAUCUCAGCUCUCAAAAUGAUUUUGACAAUACAGAGUCAUCUAUUAGCUAUUACAAAAGAACUUUAAAAAUGGGAGAAUCAGUUCUUCCAAUAAAUGAAAAAAAUAUUUUUGCAAGUAAUUGCAAAGAUGCAAGCAUUAGUUAUUUGACUAAUAAAAAUUUGUCUGAAGAAUAUCAAGAGAUAGUUAAUUUCAAUAAAGAUUCAUUCCAAGAAAACGCAGUUGAUAGUAACUCUAAUAUCUUCAUACAAAAGUGUUUUACCAAAAAAAAAUUGAUUGAAGAGACUGCAACUAAAAAAGAUUUAAUUGAAGAGACAACUAGUAAGUUUUCUAAACAAACCAACUUUAAGUAUUUUACCAAAAAGAAUUCGUUUGAAGAAUGUGAAAGAAAAAACAGUUUUUCUGAACAGACUAAUGAAGCUUCUUAUUCACACAUAUCAAAAAUGCUAAAUUCAUUUAAAAGAGAUAAAAACAUAGUACUUAGCAACAAGUGUAUUGACCAAAUUAGCGUUGAUUUAACAGUUAAUGAAUGCUGUGAUGAAGAGCCAUUAAGUAUUUUAAAAAAUCAGACAGAAAAAGUUUCACCAAUAAAGAGAGUAUUUUCAUCAUCUCGCUGCAAAUCUAUUGGACUUAGUCGAAAUAAAACAAAAAAGCCUUCAAUGUCUAAAUUUUCAACUGAUUUUAGUAAGCAAACUAAAAUCAACUUCGAUAAGUUUGAGUUUCGUAGAAGCUUAACAAUAAAAUCAGAAGAUGUUUUGUGUGUUACAUAGAAAUAAUUAAAAGUUUGUUUCUGAAGAAUCUUGUUUGAAUCUUAUUUUCCUUUGUUACUAGUUGUUAUUUAUAAAGAGCUUUAUUUGUUUAUCAUGUAUUUUUUAAAGAAAAUAUUUUGUAGCAUGUUUAAAGAAUAAAUUUUUUUUUGAAUU
Molecule: messenger RNA, 2725 nt
Organism: Hydra vulgaris (swiftwater hydra)
Lineage: Eukaryota; Metazoa; Cnidaria; Hydrozoa; Anthoathecata; Hydridae
Product: exonuclease 1
Biological process (GO): mismatch repair; DNA recombination
Cellular component (GO): nucleus
Molecular function (GO): metal ion binding; 5'-3' DNA exonuclease activity; 5'-flap endonuclease activity
Source: RefSeq, a predicted model, not a curated record